AAAAGUUGUUGCUUUGUUGUGUUCUUCCUCCUCAGAGUUGCAGCUGCAGGCAGAGACUGAGAGGAGGAGGAGGAGGAGGAGGAGGAGGAGAGACAAUGGCUCAAUGGCACGCGCUAGCUUCAUGCACAGCCGAUGGCACUGCGCUCUGUGCAUCCAAGAGAGAGCCGUUGCUAGUUCAGGAUAGGAUGAGCUGCCAAGGGAAGCCAUCCUCGUUUCGACUGCUGGGGGCCAGAGUGAGUGGUUUCCGGGGCUGUGCUGUUGGUUUAACGAAUAGCCGCAUCCUCCCUAGAGCUCCUCUAACUAAAGGCACACGAGCAGCUCUUUCAGAUUUAGGCACUCAAGAAGUUACGUCUAUGGAUAAAGAGAAAAAGCAAGGCCUCCGCGGGAAGUUAAAUAAAGUGGUUCUAGCCUACAGUGGCGGCUUAGAUACCUCUGUGAUAGUUCCAUGGUUGAGGGAGAAUUAUGGCUGUGAGGUUGUAUGCUUCACUGCUGAUGUUGGGCAAGGCAUAAAAGAGCUUGAAGGAUUAGAAGAAAAGGCAAAGGCCAGUGGGGCGUGUCAGUUGGUGGUGAAGGACCUGAAAGAGGAAUUCGUGAAGGAUUUCAUUUAUCCUUGCUUACGAGCAGGUGCCAUCUAUGAGAGGGAGUACUUGCUGGGGACUUCUAUGGCCCGUCCUGUUAUUGCCAAGGCCAUGGUAGAUGUUGCUAAGGAAGUUGGAGCAGACGCUGUAGCUCAUGGUUGCACAGGAAAGGGAAAUGAUCAGGUCCGCUUUGAGCUUACUUUCUUUGCUUUAAAUCCUCAACUGAAUGUCGUGGCUCCAUGGAGGGAAUGGGACAUCCAAGGGAGAGAAGAUGCGAUUGAAUAUGCUAAGAAACAUAAUGUGCCUGUCCCAGUUACGAAGAAGUCCAUCUACAGCAGAGACAGGAAUUUGUGGCACUUGAGCCAUGAGGGUGAUAUUCUGGAGGACCCUGCUAAUGAGCCAAAGAAAGAUAUGUAUAUGAUAUCUGUUGAUCCAGAAGAAGCACCGAAUCAACCAGAGUAUGUGGAGAUUGGGAUAGUCUCAGGUCUCCCUGUUUCAGUCAAUGGAAAAGAGCUCUCCCCAGCUUCCUUACUUUCCGAGCUUAAUGAGAUAGGGGGAAGGCAUGGGAUUGGUCGUAUUGACUUAGUGGAGAACCGCCUCGUUGGAAUGAAGAGCCGCGGGGUCUAUGAAACUCCAGGCGGCACUAUCUUAUUCAAAGCUGUCCGGGUGCUCGAGACUUUGACCCUUGAUCGGGAGACUAUGCAAGUUAAAGACUCGCUCGCCCUUAAGUAUGCAGAGCUAGUCUAUGCUGGGAGGUGGUUCGAUCCCCUUCGUGAAGCCAUGGAUGCAUUCAUGGAGAAAAUCACAAGCACCACAACAGGUUCGGUAACUCUGAAGCUGUACAAGGGGAAUGUUACUGCUACCAGCAAGACAAGCCCGUUCAGCCUUUACAGGCAGGAUAUUUCUUCUUUCGAGAGCGGGGAGAUUUAUGACCAGGCCGAUGCUGGUGGAUUCAUUCGGCUCUAUGGACUUCCUAUGAGAGUUCGAGCUAUGUUAGAAAGGGGCCUCUGAGUUGAUUUGCUGUUUGCUCUUCCUUUCAUCCCAAGUAAUUAAUCAGUAGUCAUGUCCAAGGUGGUUUUUUUUUUUUUGAUUUGAUAAGUAGCCAUGUCCGGUGUUGCUAGGACCAUGUACGGCCUCGGUGAAUUGCAAUUGGAGUUACAAAGUGAAUGUUGAGUGCA
Punica granatum (pomegranate) is the source of this 1756-nucleotide messenger RNA. Lineage: Eukaryota; Viridiplantae; Streptophyta; Magnoliopsida; Myrtales; Lythraceae. The record is from RefSeq and is a predicted model, not a curated record.